Wallemia mellicola CBS 633.66 is the source of this 1865-nucleotide messenger RNA. RefSeq lists its product as hypothetical. NCBI's taxonomy places the organism in Eukaryota, Fungi, Basidiomycota, Wallemiomycetes, Wallemiales, Wallemiaceae. Gene Ontology annotation, molecular function: membrane insertase activity. Gene Ontology annotation, cellular component: mitochondrial inner membrane. Gene Ontology annotation, biological process: mitochondrial respiratory chain complex IV assembly; protein insertion into mitochondrial inner membrane from matrix. The transcript is spliced from 2 exons. The record is from RefSeq and is a predicted model, not a curated record. The coding region runs from base 708 to 1700 and encodes 330 amino acids.
CGCGCGGUGGUGAAGGAGGCGUGCAAGGCUGAGCACAAUGGAGAAUAUUUGCAUCGUAGAAUAGUAUCUGACCGGCUUUGAGAUGUACUUGUAUUGCGCCUGGCAUUUCAGCUGGAUUAUCUGCAGGUUUUGUUUCGCAACUGAGCGCUCUUUGGGCUGGAGAUCUCACCAUCUUGUGCGAUUUUGGCACGAUCCAUAAACAGGAGUCAUCGUAUAAUGCAGCAUUGAACUGAACACCGUAAUGUGGUGUUGUUAAUGCAUCCCUCUCCUCUUGCUCGUCUGCAGAAUGUAAAACAUGAUCACGAUGCCAGGAUAAAUUGAAGGAUGAACGCGUAGGGAGGAUAAGCAUAUUGAAGAGUUCCAUUUGGAGAUAUUCUGGUGAGCAUCCAACCAGAUUUGCUGCUAAUUCUACAAGCUUGUCUGAAGCAUAGAAUUGUCUGAAAAUUGGCAUCUUCAAGUCUGGAUGCAUAAGAUGCUGUACACCCCAGCUAUCAGGUGAAUCUUCAUCGGUCCAUGGUGGAAAUUGCUUGCCUACUACACGCCUAUAAGGCCAAUUGUGUGUUCUUGUCAAAUUGAUCGCAUCAUUUGCAGCCUGUCUGAGUUUGUCGAUUUCUUGACUAUCUAUGAAACCAUCUAUUAUAACAUAACCAUCGUUUUCUAAGUAGUUUUUAUAUUCCAUCGUUCUUGUACUUAUACUAUCACGUCAAAUGAUAAGUUCAUUAAGAGCAGCUAGCCGAGUACCGAUAGCGGUGCAGAGAGGUCAGCAGCGCAGAAAAUUCGGCGCAUUAGCAGUACCAUUUUUGGAAAUACCUAAUAUCUUACCAUUCACUCCAGCUUAUGCUACCACUAUCGUCCUUCUCUCACUAGGUUUGCGUGCUGGUAUAACACUACCUUUGUCAAUUUGGCAGAGAAAGCGUACAUAUAGACUAGAGCACCAUGUUAAACCUGCUCUCGACGUAUGGGCUAUUGAGAAUAAAGACAAAUGUAGACGUGAUUGCAAAGCUGCAGGUAUGAGUUAUGAAGCCUACACUAAAGAGUGGACGAGAAUGUACAAAUCACAGCGUAGAGCUCUCGCGAGAGCUCACAAUUGCUCUGUUUUACCAACAAUAAUUACACCACCAUUGAUUGGUAUACCGAUAUUCAUCAUCGUCAGUAAUACCAUAAGAGUAGCCUCAAGCGUGGCCCUCACAGAGCCCGAGAAGUGGUCAUUAGCAACUGAGACGCUCUUCGAUUACCCAAGUUUAGCCAUUCCAGCUACAGAUCCAACCGUUGCACUCCUUAUCGGUGCUAGUUUCUUAAUUAACACCGAAAUCAAUUCAAAUUUGAGAAAGAAAUUACUCGAAAUACGGACACCUAGUUCGCCAACAAACGUCGACAGUGAACAAAAGGAUGUCUCACAAACACCACAAGAGAAUAACUCCAGAAUGGAUAUGAGUGUCCACGAGAAAGGAGUCACUAUCCUUCUUCGUAGUCUUAGUUUGGGAAUGAGCUGGUUUGCGCUCAGUAUACCACUCUCUUUGGCCUUAUACUGGUUGACGAGCGGUGUAUUCUCAGUCGGACAAACAACAAUACUCGGUCUGAUGAGCAACAGAGAUGCAAAAAAUCAUGUAAAGAAUGAUAUCGAACGUCUUCGCGAUAUCAGAAUACAAGAAUACCGUCGCUUCGAGGAGAAAAAGAAGUACGCGAAGUUAAGAAGAUAAUCUGUAAGUGACAAAUACAGUCAUAAUGUGAUGAAAUAUAGGAUUUUGCAUACACCCCUUGACUUACACCUUGUGGGCGUAGAUGUAAACUCAACUUGAUCUAAUCUGAUAAUGACUUACUUUAUACCAAGUAACUAACCAGUACCUUUGACAGGGAUAUAGAAC